AGACAGUCUGCGCUGAAAUCAAUGCAGCCUCCGUGUUAGCAGCAGCAGAUUCGUCACGAGACCCGGUUCGAUAAUCCAGGAAUUACACGAAUAAGGAAAUAAUGGCCGUUUCGGAGCCUGGCUAGUCAGUUCGGGUAAGGCUGGUGAAGGAGGGAUUUUUUUUUCCCCCGUCUGACAGGCUCCGGGUGGGGGGGGGUUCGUGACGAAUGUGCGAGUGUGAAAGCUGAGCUGCCCCCUCGCUGACAGCAAAACACAAACAGUAAUGGCUGCUGCGGUGGGUAUCCCGAGCCUGCGGUAAAGGCCCCUGGACAGAGGCGGUGCGGAGAGGCACUGGAACCGUAAGGGCAUUUAUUGGGCGUCUAAAUAGAUAGUGCUUUCAUUAUUGGCGGGUGUCAAUCCUGGUGCUCUCCAUUAGCAGAGAUAGCCGGGUCCUGGGGCUGUCUGUUAGCGGAGACAGCCGGGUCCUGGUGCUGUCUAUUAGCAGAGACAGCCGGGUCCUGGCGCUGUCUAUUAGCGGAGAUAGCCGGGUCCUGGUGCUGUCUAUUAGCGGAGACAGCCGGGUCCUGGCGCUGUCUGUUAGCAGAGACAGCCGGGUCCUGGCGCUGUCUGUUAGCAGAGACAGCCGGGUCCUGGCGCUGUCUGUUAGCAGAGACAGCCGGGUCCUGGGGCUGUCUGUUAGCGGAGACAGCCGGGUCCUGGCGCUGUCUAUUAGCGGAGAUAGCCGGGUCCUGGCGCUGUCUAUUAGCGGAGAUAGCCGGGUUCUGGCGCUGUCUAUUAGCGGAGACAGCCGGGUCCUGGCGCUGUCUAUUAGCGGAGACAGCCGGGUCCUGGCGCUGUCUAUUAGCGGAGACAGCCGGGUCCUGGCGCUGUCUAUUAGCGGAGAAAGCCGGGUCCUGGCGCUGGCUAGCGAGACAGCUGUCCUGGCGCUUGCUCCAUGUUUUAGACAGCCGGGUCUCUGGCGCUGUCUAUUAGCGGAGAUACGGGUCCUGGCGCUGUCUAUUAGCGGAGACAGCCGGGUCCUGGCGCUGUCUAUUAGCGGAGACAGCCGGGUCCUGGCGCUGUCUAUUAGCGGAGAAAGCCGGGUCCUGGCGCUGUCUAUUAGCGGAGAAAGCCGGGUCCUGGUGCUGUCCAUUAGCAGAGAUAGCCGGUCCUGGCGCUGUCUAUUAGCGGAGAUAGCCGUCCUGGCGCUGUCUAUUAGCGGAGAUAGCCGGCCCUGCCACAUAGCUGAGACAGCCGGGUCCUGGCGCUAAGCCUAUUAGCGAGACAGCCGGGUCCUGGCGCUGUCUAUUAGCAGAGGAAGUACGCAUCCUGGUGCUCUCUUUAGCAGUCGCCAGGCCUCAGUGCUUUCCCUCUUUUAACAGUGGAAAUCAGAUAUCUUUGCUUUCCUUUUUAACAGCGAAGCCAAUAGAGGAAGCCAGGUCCUGGUGUUUCCAUUGGCAAAGAAAAGCCACAUCCUGGUGUUUCCAUCGGCAGAAGAAGCCAGGUCCUGGUGCUCCAUCGCAGAAGAAGCUGUGUCCUGGUGUUUCCAUCGGCAGAGGAAGCCAGGUCCUGGUGCUCUCCAUUGGCAAAGAAAGCCACAUCCUGGUGCUCUCCAUCGGCAGAAGAAGCCAGGUCCUGGUGCUCUCCAUCGGCAGAAGAAGCCAGGUCCUGGUGCUCUCCAUCGGCAGAAGAAGCCAGGUCCUGGUGCUCUCCAUCGGCAGAGGAAGCCAGGUCCUGGUGCUCUCCAUCGGCAGAGGAAGCCAGGUCCUGGUGCUCUCCAUCGGCAGAGGAAGCCAGGUCCUGGUGCUCUCCAUCGGCAGAGGAAGCCAGGUCCUGGUGCUCUCCAUCGGCAGAGGAAGCCAGGUCCUGGUGCUCUCCAUCGGCAGAGGAAGCCAGGUCCUGGUGAUUUUUUUUUUUUUAAAGAUUUUCUGGGAACCUCGAGGAAAGAAUGCCAGUAUUAUAUCGAGCAGGCAUCACAAAUUCUGACCUACAACUCUGGCCAUUUUUCUGGCAGAGGUUUGCUAUCCGUGAUAUAGAAUAAUCAUUCUCAAGAGUUAUUUAAAGGGCUGACUUGCAAAGCUGCAUUUUUGCAGGCAAACUUGUUUCUUUUGGGAAUACUAUUUCACCUUAGCCACACAGGGUUAUGCACUAAACUAAGAAUUGAAAGUGAAUUUCAAAUUUAAAGGGACACUUUAGUCAGCAGAAUAACUUUAUAUUAAUGAAGCAGUUUUGGUCUAGAGAUCAUGCCCCUACAUUCUCACUGCUCAAUUCGCCGUAAUAUAGGAGUUAAAUCACUUUGUUUAUACAACCCUAGUCACACCUCCCUGCAUGUGACUUGCACAGCCUUCCAUAAACACUUCCUGUAAAGAGAGCCCUAUUUAGGCUUUCUUUUUUGCAAGUUCUGUUUAAUUAAGAUUUUUUUAUCCCAUGUUAAUAGCUUGCUAGACCCUGCAAGAGCCUCCUGUAUGUGAUUAAAGUUCAAUUUAGAGAUUAAGAUACAAAUAUUUAAGGUAAAUUACAUCUGUUUGAAAGUGAAACCAGUUUUUUUAUUCAUGCAGGCUCUGUCAAUCAUAGCCAGGGGAGGUGACAGUGAAUUAAGCAGUGAGACUGCAGGGGAAUGAUCUAUACAUUAAAACUGCUUUAUUUAGCUAAAGUAAUUUAGGUGACUAUAGUGUUCCUUUAACUUUGAAUUUCUCAUCUCCUGCUCUGUUAAUAGCUUGUUAGACCCAACAGGUGCCUCUUGUAUGUAAUUAAAGUUCAAUUUACAAACCAGGAGAUAAAAACUUUCAAAGGAGCACUAUAGUGUCAGGAACACAAACAUGUAUUCCUGACCCUAUAGGGUUAAAACCACCAUCUAGCCACCCUGGUCCUCCAUUAAUAUAGCAAAAUCUUACUGUAUUCAAGUCUGGAGCUGCUUGCUUUGUCACGGUUUCAUUUAGACCUUCCCACUGACAUCAUCAGAAGUGGUAGCCUGAUCCAAUCACAAUGCUUCCCCAUAGGAUUGGCUGAGACUGACAAAGAGGCAGAUCAGGGGCAGAGCCAGCAUGAUUCAAACACAGCUCUGGCCAAUCAGCAUCUCCUCAUAGAGAUGAAUUGAAACAAUGAAUCUCUAUGAGGAAAGUCCAGUGUCUACAUGCAGAGGCAGGAGAUACCGAAUGUUUGGAUGCAUUUUAGGCAGCCAUGACCCAGGAGGGAUCUCUAACAGCCAUCUGAGGAGUAUCCAGUGAACUUCUCACUAGGCUGUAAUGUAAACACUGCAUUUUCUCUGAAAAGACUGUGUUUACAGCAAAAAGCCUGAAGGUAAUGAUUCUACUCACUAGAACAAAUUCAGUAAGCUGUAGUUCUGGUGACUAUAGUGUCCCUUUCAAGUUAGUUGCAUAGGAUUGAAAAUGAAACUAUUUUGUUUUCAUGCAGGCUGUGUCAGGGACAGACAGGGGAGGUGUGGCUUGAGCUGCAUAAACAAAAGUGAUUUUAACUCCUAAAUGGCAGAUAAUUGAGCAGUGAAACUACAGAGUCAUGAUUUACACACCCAGACUGCUUUAUUAACCUAAAGUUGUUUUGGUGACUAUAGUGUCAAAAAUACUUGAACUGUAAAUAUUCUCUACGUUAGCUAUGUAUUCCCUUUAGCUACUCUGGCCUUAAAUUAGAAAUACAUUUGUAAUUCUCUUUUUAGUAAAAAACCUUAAAACUUUGUUCUACAGAUAUACCUUAUACUCUGGCAGGGGGAGCAUGAGAACGUUGUAAUGAAAAUCUCCCUGUGAAUCUUUAUGAUGCUUUUUUUAUUAUUAUUGCUACAUGCCCAAUAUCACAAUUAGAUGUUUUAUUUUUAAUUAGCAUUAGUAAUUUAAGAUACUGGUAUUUAAAAGAAAUGUGAAAUUUUCUACAUGUGUCUCUCUAUAUCUUUUCGGGUGUACCUUGUAAUGGGGCGAGUGGGUGUAAAUAAUUCUGUAACUAUAUUAAAGUCACCAUCACCUGUAUAUUUCCGCAUUAUAAAGGUAAUGCAAUAAUGCAUUUAGACUAUACGAAAUAAAAUAUAUAUUUAAAGUUCCUGCUGCUUAUGUUAAAACACUGAAUGAGCUGAAUGUAGAUCAUUUUCAGACCAAUCUGGAGCCCCUUAACAUAGUUAUUUUUUUUUUUUUUUUUUUUUUAAAUCAACCAUUGUCCAGACACGGUUUGUGGGAUAUGUAGCUCAACCCCGGCCACAGUUCCAGUUGAUAAAAGUAAAACUUUCUCACUGCUUCCAAGGCAGAGGGGGCAGCAAUAUUGUUGCUGCAUUUGUAAGUCAGUGUUUGAAAGUAUCAAAGAAAUAUACGCACCUAACCUAUACAAUAAGCAUUUGUUGCUCUAAUGCUUUAUGAUGCCUCUGGGGAUGGCAGCCAAAACCUAGUAGCUCAAUAACUGCUGUAUCCAAUAGCUAAAUUAAUGCUUUAUUGGCUUGUAGUGGUUAUGGUGCCUAAACUGCUAUUUCAAAGGGGCACUGUGUGCAACAUAACCACAACAGCUCAGUGUAAUGGUAAUGUUACCUUAAGUAUUUAAGUACAAGGUGGACCAAAAUUCAGAGUAGGGUUUGAGAAGUAAAUAACUUUUUUUUUUAUAAAUGUACCAAUUUCAGUGAUAUUACAUACAGUGAAUGCUUAAAGGACCACUAUAGGCACCCAGACCACUUCAGCUUAAUGAGGUAGUCUGGGUGCCAGGUCCAGCUAGGUUUAACCCUUUUUUCUAUAAACCAUAGCAGUUUCAGAGAACCUGUCUCACAGCCGCUCGAGGGCUUCCGCACUUCUCACUGUGAUUUUCACAGUGAGAAGACGCCAGCGUCCAUAGGAAAGCAUUGUGAAUGCUUUCCUAUGAACUGGCUGAAUGCGCGCGCGGCUCCUGCCGCGCAUGUGCAUUCAGCUAAAGAGGAGGAAGAGAGCUCCCCGCCCGGCGCUGGAGAAAGAGGUAAGUUUAACCCCUUCCUCCCCCUAGAGCCCGGCGGGAGUGGGACCCUGAGGGUGGGGGCACCCUCAGAACACUAUAGUGCCAGAAAAACGAGUAUGUUUUCCUGCCACUAUAGUGGUCCUUUAAUGUAUGGAGAUUUGUUUGACUAGGUACGAACUGUAACAUCUUUCAAAUGAGCUCUAUUUGCUGCAUCGCAAAGUUGGGCUCUUUCGAUUUGAUUGUUCAUAAAAUUAGUUAAUGGUUGAGGCUCUAGCGCUUGAAUUUCUGCACGGAUACUCCCCUUGAGCUGCUCAAGUGUUUGCGGUUUGUUGACGUACACCCACUUCUUCAAAUACCCCCCCAGGAAUUAAUCAGGAGCUAAAAGCUCAAGCCGAACAUGGUGGCCGAUAAAUUGGAAACUUGAAAUUAUCCGCUCGUUGAACAAUUGUCUCAGAAGGUCCACUGUGUCCCUGGCUAUAUGGGCAGUAGCCCCAUCCUGUUGAAACCACAUUUCAAUACGAUUUUCCACUAUAGGACCUAAAAAAAACAAAAACAUUAUUUUACUGCCAUUUUUGAAAUAGAAUUCAAGAAUUUUUAUUCUUUUGUUCCUUCGUGAAAUUACUCAUGAUCAGUCUCCCAAGACUCCAUUAUAAAAAAAUCCAAAAUAUAUUGAACUACUAACAAAUAAGUUGUAUACCUGUCAAAUCCUACUCUGAAUUUUAUGUAAAGCAAUUUUGAAUCCGUUUGACAAAAAAAAAAAUAACUCCCUCCUCAGUCACAUUGAUAAUAUGGAUGUGAAACUUUUGCAUUAUAAGACUGAUUGACAUAAACUGAGAUGUAUUGUUGGCUUAGAGUCAUGGGAGCGGUCUCUGAAUGUCACGAAGAGUCAAUAAUUUGGUCCAGUUUACUCAGACCUCUGUAUCCUGCAAACAUUAUUUGUUGACCUACAGGAGAAUCUAAACGUUUAAUGAUGGCUUCUCUUGAAGACAUAGGGUACAAGUCCAUUACCUGUGUUCCUGAGACACAGCUCUGUGAGGCGUACCUGUUUGUUUUUCUUAUUGAACAUGUGAGGCCAUUCUCCUGAAACUUUUACACAUUUUGCAAUUUAUGGAUUCUCCUUAAAGGACCACUAUAGUGCCAGGAAAACAUAUUCGUUUUCCUGGCACUAUACUGCCCUGAGGGUGCCCCUCCUGCCCGGCUCUGGGGAGAGGAAAGGGGUAAAAACGUACCUUUUUCCAGCGCCGGGCGGGGAGCUCUCCUCCUCUGAUCCUCCUCUUCUCCUCCCAUUCGGCUGAAUGCGCACGCACGGCAAGAGCUGCGCGCACAUUCAGCCUGUCUUACAGGAAAGCAUUUACAAUGCUUUCCUAUGGACGCUUGCGUGCUCUCACUGUUAUUUUCACAGUGAGAAUCACGCAAGCGCCUCUAGCGGCUGUCAAUGAGACAGCCACUAGAAGCUUUGGAGGAAGGAUUAACCCAUUUGUAAACAUAGCAGUUUCUCUGAAACUGCUAUGUUUAUAAAAAAAUGGGUUAACCCUAGCUGGACCUGGCACCCAGAACACUUCAUUAAGCUGAAAUGGUCUGGGUGCCUAGAGUGGUCCUUUAACAUCUAUUAUCUGACUCCUUAUUGGAUAGACGUCUAUCCUGCUUCUGCAACUCCCUGUUUUACUGUAAUCAGUAACAUGGAAAGGAUGUAUUUUUUUCUGACCAGGCAGGAUAAACCUCUGAGAGUACAUUCUCAAGGUUAAACUUAGACAUAACCCCAAAAAACAUAUUUUGGAGGGUUAGGUAGCACCUUUUACAGGGACCGAGUGGACAAACAUUCCAAAGAGAUAGCCCUUUUAAAUACUCUACUGCUCGUUUUUUCCUAUGAUCAACAUCACUAACCUUUCCGUGUGCUGCCUGUUCAGGUCAAUUGCCGAGUGAUGUGGAACAGAUGCCCACAAAGUGCUUUUUGGCUACUUCAGUGAUUACUAUGUAUCAGAGGGCCUGUCUUGCUGUCUAGGGUUUAGCUCUGACUUGUCAGACAUGUCUUACUUGCUCAUGUCCCGGUCUGCUGAUGUGCUGUUUCAAUCUAAUCUGUUAUAGUUCUUUUUUUACUUGGAGUUAAGAAUUACAUGGUUUACAUGUUUGUUGUUUCCAAUGGUCUGUGAAGGCUCUCCACUGUGUGUUGGAAUAUUUCUGCAACAACUUGCCUAGAAUGUCCUUGUAGUACUAAGAUGCUAGCCAAAACUAAACUGUUACAAAUAGUCCGAGAUGACUAAUUCCUCCUCCACCAAAUUUCGUAGUUCGUCAGGAAGGUAGUGUCCUCCUGGGAUCUAAGCACGGGAUUGUCUGCUCAUCGUCAAACAGUCCAAUAUGCAAUGUGUCCUGCGGUGUCCUUAUAAAUGAAUAUAGCUCCUGACAUUUCUAUAACAUAAUGAGAGAUUGUAUUUUAUAAUUGUCUAGUAUUGAAAAUUUUCUCUGAGUGCAAAGAAUGGCUCAAAUUAGAGUUUUGUUUUUUUACUAUUUUUAAUGCUUGUUUUUAGGUUCGAUGACAGUAACAGGGUUUGCAGAAGUGUAAAUAAAGUAUAUACCAUUGCCGCACAAUCGGGUUUAUAUUUGUGGAGGAGAAUCGAGCCAUAUUUCUGGCAUUACUGCUGUGAGCUAGAUUUUCUGACCUAUUUUGCAAAUCUUGACCUGAUUUUCAUUUGGCGGUUAUGAGCUGUGCUUUGUCCUGUUUGCUGCUGCUAUGUAAAUACUGCAGUGCUGCUGGUGCACAGAAUCAUUUAAAUAAAAUCCAAGCUGUCAUCUGUCACUGACCUGUGUUCUUAGUUUCAUCCACACACCCUUCUUCUGUGUUACAUAACCAAUUCGGUUUGUUAUGUCUAUGUCCUCUGUUAACACUGUAAUAUUACUAAUUUCUCCUAAAUGUCUGUGGAACAUUUCUUCAAAUAUUUAGUUGAAUUUUAGAUGUAAUUAAUAAAUUGCUUAUCUUGGAAUGGCUGGCAACAAAAAGCUGUGACUGCAUCUAGCAAUUACAUAGGAAGUGAACUGGCUGCUACCAAUCACGCAGCGUUGAGAUCCAUUGAAUAUACCGCCAACAAACACAACCCUGACAGCAGUUAUCCAGUGUCUAUUCUGCGUAUUAUGAAACACAUGAGUGUGCCAAGAAACAUUGCAAACAAGAUUUGCCUCAAAUGAACUUCACCUAGCAUUAUUUACUAAACAACAAAUUAAAUUUAGGGCUCGAUAUAAAAGAUGUAUUAGCUGUUUAAUGUUCGUUUUUUUUUUUGUUUUUUUUUUAUUGAUUGUUGAUCGUAAAUUAAAAGGGGGGCACCAUUUCCCUGGAUUAUUAAUAUCACGUUUAUCUAUCUCUUAUAUUCAAGAAAUGUGUUUUCUGAGGUCUGAAAAUUCCUAAAUUUAUAUGUAAAAACCCACACUACUGUCAGUGGAAGUAAACACCUUGUCAGUCACCGGUAUAAGGUCUGUCCUUCACACCUGUCAGUCACAUGGAAAGCACAUAGUGAGAGGAGAAACGAACAAUGGUGGAGAUUUAAGAAAGAAUUCUGAAAAGUACUUUUAGUGAGGACAGAAAUGUGUUUCCGGUUAAUGAAUUUAUUUUAAAAGUAGCCACAAAAUAAUAAUAGUGUGUGAAUAGUUAUGCAAAUUUUUUGCUUUGCUUUCUACUGUAAAAAGCAAUAAUUUUGCUGUAAAAAAAAAAAGAUUAAAUAGUAAUACAUUUUAUGUGCUGCACAAAACUUUUAUGCAAGAGAAAAAAAAUGAAUACACAAAGAAAAUAUGCAUGCUAUUUUUUUUUACUUGGAAGUGUAAGAAAUGUUGGCUUGCAAUAGCUGCAGACCUAUUAUCUGCAGCUACUGCAAGCUCUCCCCUUCUAACCCCGCCCAGACAUUCUGUGGCUGUCCAAUCACAGUCUUCCCAAUGCAUGAGAAGUCUUUGCAAGGCAGGUUCUCUGGGCAGUUGCUGCCUCUUCAGUUUAACUCCACUGAGUUAAUCAAACCAGAAAAUAACAGGGCCAGCUGUCCAACAAGCAUCAUUAAUAAAAUUGAUGUUUUCUGUUUGAUUCAACACUUUUUUAGAAAAAUAAAAAAAACAAUAGGACACACCGAGGUGAAAUACUUUAUUUGUUUGGAGUGUUCUGUAAAAGCAAGAAGAAAAUCACAGAAAAUGGGCAGAUUAUUCAACAGUAAAAAAAAUGAAUCAAUAAAUCUCCCUCAUUGUGUCUGUUUAUCCUGCUCCGAUGCAAUAUGUGCUCUGAUUGGGUCAUCCUUGAACUGAAUCGCGAUGUUGUCUCAAUUGUUUUAAUAAUACACAUUUAAAGGAUCACUAUAGUUUGUUUUCCUGACACUAAAUAAUCCUCAGGGCCCCCCUCCUGCUGGGCUGAAGGUGUUAAAACCCCUUCAGCUACUUACCUUUAUCCAGCACCGGUGACCUCUCCUCCACCUCUGACGUCAGCUCUCAAGUGGAGCCGAAUGCGCAUGUGCGGCCAUAGCAGCACACGCAUUAAAAACACCCAUAGGAAAGCAUUUCUCAAUGCUAUUCUAUGGACGCUCUGCGUGCUGAAUGCGAUAUUCGCAUUGAGCAUCGCAGAAGCGCCUCUAGCGGCUGUCAGGAAGGCUGAAUUAACCCUGCAAUGUAAACAUAGCAGUUUCUCUGAAACUGCUAUGUUUACAGCUGCAGGGUUAAAACCUGGGGGACCUGGCACCCAGACCACUUCAUUGAGCUGAAGUGGUCUGGGUGACUAUAGUCAUCCUUUAAAAGAAAAUUGGGCAUCACAUAAAAUAAAAACAGGUACAAGUUAUAGGUUUUCAAUGUUUUAUUUUAAGUUGUCAAACUCCAGCAAAUGCUUGCUUCUCUACAAAGCCUUUUUUAUUUAUGUCACAUAUUUUUAUCUUUCAGGCCGAUGGAUGCAAUGGACCCCCAAGAUCGGAAAGACUUGGACAAGUUUAUCCGGUUCUUUGCUCUGAAGGUAACAAGGUGUAUUUUAUAUAAUUGUAGGCUUCUUCAUGACUAGUAGCUAAUGCUAAAUAUCAUCGUUGUUGGGUUGGAUGACUCUCAAGACACUAACACCCGAACUAGGCGAUUUUAUCAGUGAUUGUUCACUUAGUUGUUCUAUUUAGUUAUUUUCAAUCAUAUUUAAUUUAGUGCACAGUAAUAAGAUCCAUCCCUUCUCAGUUCCCCCUUCCCUUUUUUGUUACAAUAAUCUAGCAGAUCAUGUGCAAACUGUAAUAUCACUUUCUGUGACACUAUUAACAUAAUUCAUUAGAAAAUGUGAAUAAAGCCACUUCCUUCAGUUACUUUACUCACCUACCAAGAUGUAAUAAUAGGAAGCUGUACAGCUAGCAGCAAACUUGCACACAAUUCCAUUCACCCUUCAUUCAGUUAAAGGGUUACUCCAAGUAAUAUAAUGACAUCAGCGAUUUGAAGUGGUCAUGGUGCUUGGAGUCUUUAUGUGCAGCAAUUCAGUUUGAUACUGUGCACAUGCUGAGAUAUUUUAUGUUGCUGCCAGUGGUGUAACUCCACCCCUGGCAGUGUCAUCAGCCAGCUCGGAAUGAGAGCUGCAGGCUGGUUUAUGUGAAUUAUGUGCAUAUUCCAUGCAUUAGCGGUCUGUUAUUGGCUGAGAGCACUCAGCUGACACUACCAGCCAAUGAAUGACCAGCGGGAUCAGAAUGCCGGUUUCUGCAGAAGCCAGAUGUGUGUCUCCCAGCAUUAGAGGAGGUUCAGCUGGACCCAGGUAACAGACAAAUCAUCAGCCCAGUGUAGAUGUUAUGAUGCUUGGAGCAACCCUUGAAGCUAUUUGUGUCCAAUUUCUGUUCCCUGAUCUGGUGAGUUCUCUCACUUGCAAAUACUCCUGUAGGUGAAUAUCUGUAUUAUUUUAGAAUUGUAUUUAUGUAUUAAUUUUACAAUCUUAAUCACAUUAUUUGUAUAAUACAUUGUUAAAGUAGGUUAUAUUUAACUGUAUUCAGUGUAAAAUCCACCUGCUACUAUGUCAGAUUCUCCUGAUAUAUACUACCGCUGUCUGAUAAUAACUCCAUCUCUCCUGACAGCAUUUAUACCUGUGGUAACUUUUGUUAUGCAAAGAGAGCCCGUUAAUUCAUUUGCUCUUCACGAGUACAGUAAAUAAAUGAAUUCUUGUCAUUGUUUUAUAGUGUGUUCAAGUGAUUGUGCAAUCUCGACUAGGAUAUAAGAUCUGUACUCCUUCUGACUCCUCGCCAAUCAUUUCUGACUGGGUAAGUGUGUUUUUAUCACACCUUCUGCAUUUCUUUUUUAAUGACCCCAUUAAACCUCUGCUUCUAGUUUAUAUUAUGUCUCGUACUUCUUCUUUAGAGGAGUAUGUAUUCAGUAAACUCCAAAUUGAAGCAAAUUAAAAUCCAAAUUGCAAAAUUGAGGCAAAAAAUAGCCAAGCUGUGACUAUAUUAGAGUUGGUGAAUUUCUCAGGAAUAGGGAAUUUAGCAUAAAAUAUGGUGAGUUGGUUCUAGAUUCAACUUUAAGGGGAAACUAUAAUGUAAAUAAUGUGUUCCUUUUUAAAAAAAAUAAUUAUUUUUUUCGCUUCCUAUUGACCCCCUCCUUUUUGUUUCAAAAUGGACUCUAAAUAACCCCUUACAGGGGCGCUCCACUUCCUGUUUUGUCUUCAUUCCUGAUAAAUUCUCUUUGCAUUGUGAAUGAUAAGUGCAUUUAUGGUGAACUCUGCACUACUUCAAUUAAAUGCUUUUUCAAAGACAAGCAUUUAUUGAAUAUUUAACAUCCUUGUGCAGUGCGUGAGGACGUCAAACACCAAUACCUGAGCUUGAUUUGGUUCUCACACAGGAAGCACCAUCAAGAGUGUGCAAGGAUAGGCAACCUCUGGCACUCCAGAUGUUUCAUACUACAUCUUCCAUGAUGCUUUGCCAGCAUUAUAGCUGCAAGAAGAUCAUUUGAGAUGUAGUCCACAAUAUCUGAAGUCCCGGAGGUUGCUUACCUCUGAUUCUCUUGUACUACCACCAGAGGUAUGUUCAGCCCUUAGCGAGCAAAAUGCCAGGGGUACUGCACACAGAUCACAUUAUUGAGAUUAAGUGCUCUUGGUGCCUAUACUAUCCAUUUAAUUUGGAGUUUAGUGACUAAACCAUUAAGAGAAAUUUAAUAUGGUUUUAGCAUUUAUAAGGACAUUAAAUUGUAAAAAUGUUUAUUUUAUACAGCUAAUAAAAUAAAUGUUUUAAUGUGUUUUGUCUGCUACAUUCCCAGAUAUAAGAGAUUAUGUACUGUAUUAUUUAAACACAUAUUUAUUGUCCAAAUAUCGCAAUCCCAGCUGUUUCUGGGUUCUUCGAGAAUGUUGGUUCUUCGUUGAGGUGCUUGUAAACAUAUGUAGGGAGACACAAAAAUGACAAAUAAUAGUGCAGACUGUUUUGACAGAAAAAUAGGACUCACAACAGGUAGUUUAAGCUCCAUGACAGGUAGCACUCACAUGUAAUAGAGCUUAAGCUUAAACUAGCUCUAAGUAAAAUUGCUUGCAGCGGUACAAUCCCCACUGAUGGAUAUGAUUUUGAGGCGAAUAUCUCUACUAGAGAUGUCGCGAACCGUUCGCGAACUUCCCGCGAACGGCUCGCCGCGAACCGUUCGCGGCGAGCUCCGGUCAGCUGACACAUCCCGGCCAAUCUCCAGCAGACCCUCCCUCCCACCUCCUGGACAGCAUCUAUGUUGAAGGCAGCUUCAACAUGGAUGCUGUCCAGGGCGAGGGAGAGUCCGCUGGAGAUUGGCCGGGAUGUGUCAGCUGACUGGAGCUCGCCGCGAACGGUUCGUGGCGAACUGCGGCGAGCCGUUCGCAAACGGUUUGCGACAUCUCUAAUCUCUACUGCAUCACAUAUUUAUGUUUACAGUGAGCACUACUGGAUAUUUUCUUCUUCUUUAUACACCUACCGGCACAUCUAGAUUGCAAUAUUUGGACUGUGAAUAUUUGUACUUUUUUAUAUUAUUAUGUUAUUCUAUCUUUUUCACACCUUUUGGUGCAAUCUAAUUUUUUUUGUUAUUUUUUUUUUUUUGUUAUGCUGUCUAUUUUUAGGGUUUGAGGGUAUACCCUAUACCCAGUGUUUGCUGCCUAAGUCUAGUCAGUUGUUUCCUUAGUGCUUAUCCAUUUUUGUGUUUUCCUUUUAAAUAUUUAUUGUGAUAAGAAAAGACGAUCUGCCUUAGUUGAUUGGCUGAGCUCAUUACUAGUGGGUAAGGCUAAGACAUUCAUGUUUAAUUUUGUAGUUCUACUUGGCGAUAAAAGACAUCCCAGAGGUUACCCAUGAAGCCAAGAAAGCCCUGUGUGGGCAGCUGCCCACCGUGGGACGCUCUAUGUGUGUGGAGAUCUCUCUAAAGACUUCAGAGGUACCAGUCAUUUUACUCUCUAAAUAAAGCAUUUAUCCUUAUUAUAUUUUCUCUCUCCGCUGUACUUAUUACGUAGUAAUAUUACUUUUUCUCAACUUGGUUUGGUGCAUGAAAACACAUUCAUCUAGCACAGGGGUAGGCAACCUUGGGCGCUUGUCGAAAUUGCCAAUGUCUCUUUAAUAUCAAGUAUAUUCUGUGUACCAUACAUGGAAGAGCAAACCUCUUUCUCCACGGUCUCGUGAACCCAUAGGUGCAUUUAUAUUCCAAUACUAAUCUGUAGGUCGGGAAUGUAGGAUUUGUUCGGCAAUAGGUAUAUCUCUAUAGAUCCAGUAGAUAGUACAUUUAUACAAUGUGACCUAGUUAGCUAUAUUACGCUGCUCAAAGUAUGUUGUGUUAACUGCGGUCAAGGUUAAGAACUUCAUCAUUUUGUUGAACAGUCACCUUAUUUUUUUACUUGGGCUUUCAGUAUUUAUUUUAUCACUCUAUGUAGUGUGUGACUUUUUGUUACAAAAUACUUUAAUUUACCUCUAUUUAGAACUCUGGCUUCAGGUUCCCUUCACUCUCUCUAUCGGCCCAAUAUGGAACAAAAACAUUGCUACACAUUCUCAUUCAUUGUUUUUAUUUUUUAGGGGGAUUCAAUGGAGCUGGAAGUUUGGUGCCUGGGAAUGAAUGAAAAGUUAGUAGCAAAUAAUCGUUUGUUUCGAGAGCAAAGUCAGCUGAAAACAUUGGCAUAAAGUAACAUUUUGGAUAAAAUUAAUACUUUGCGUUGUUGGCUUUCAUGUUGCUCUAUGGUUUCUGUCUGUUAUUUAAAAUGUGUGUGUGUCUUGGGGUUUAACAAUGCUCUGCCAGUGUCACAGCCAGUGUCUCCGGCGAUGUCACACUAUGUUGCACAGCAGAGCUGGACCUGAUUGCCUGUAAUAAAUUAUCUCAAACUCACUGCUUGCCUCCUGUACCCUAGGUGUGAGCCGGAUGUCAAGGUAUCAUACACUGUGUAUAACAGACUGUCAUUCCUGCUGAAGUCGUUAGUUGCUGUUACCAGAGUGACUCCCGCUUACAGACUCUCCAGAAAACAGGGUCACGAAUAUGUUAUUCUGUACAGGUAACUUGAAAUACAUUGGCCGCUAUGCAUAAACAGCAGUCGUGGAGCAGUCAUUCCUUUUGGUUUACAUCAUGAAUGUUCUACAUUUGAAUUACUCUGUAUAUCUAGAGAAAGCUUGGGCAUUGACUCUAAAAUGUUUUCUGCCAAACAUGAAUUCCUUCUACGUCGAUCAAUCUUUCACGCCACACAUUAGGUGCCGAAAAAGUUUGUGGUGAGACCAAACAUAGUAAAAUAACUCAAAAUAGAAAAAAUACUGUUGGGCGUCAUCUGCAUAUCUCAAGUUGUACUUUGGAAAGAUCCAUUCAGGGACAGAAACUCGAAAAACCAUGAUUCUAUCAUUUGCAUGUCAAGCUGAGAACCCUGGGAUAGUCGUGGAAACACGAUUUCUCGAGUUUCUGUGCCCAAGGGUAACUUUUCAAAGUCAAACUUGAGCUAUGCAGGUGAUGCACAACAGAAAAUUCUCAACUCCUUUCCAUUGAUCCAUAAUUGUCUUGUCUCAAAAAAGAACUCGGGGCAAAGUACUUAAUGUGAAGUAAACAUGUGCAAGGUCCCUUUGGUGUCCAUGGCAAUAGCUUCACGUUUCGCUUUUUGCCAAUUAGUUACUGGUAUAUGGCCCGUUGUUGCUAUGUUGUGCAUCAAGACGCAUGUCCAAGGGGAUCUCUUCUACUGCCAGAGGGUAAAAUGGGCAACUGCCCCAGAGGACAGCUUUGAUCUGUAAACUCCUGCAAAUUGUUGUAGAUGGGACAGUCCUCUCUAAAGAUUGUGUAUGUAUCAUUAUAUCGAGUGUGUGUGUGUGUGUGUGUGUGUAUAAAAAAUACAAUGUUAAACAAAAAUCUGCACACCAGUCAAGCCAUAAGACUUGCUUUUCCUAUGGUUUGACUGGUGUGCAGAUUUUUGUUUAACAUUGUAUUAACUAUCCACAGACUUCAGGUGGAAGGGGUUUUCAAUCACAAUUUUUCCCCCACUAUAACCUUUUUGAUAUAUAGAUAUAUGUAUAUUUAUUCUUCAGUGAAAAUAUAUGCCAUGGUUCCACUUAUGGGUCAUAGUAUUAUAUAGUGUUAUGUUUUGUGUAGAUUGGGAGGGCUAUAAAGCUGUGUAACAUGCAGGAAGGUGCAGGAGUGUGUUCCUCAGUAUUAUUCAAUCACAAGACGAUUUCUUGCAUUAUUAUAACCUGCCUUAUGUUCCUUUUUCAGGAUUUAUUUUGGGGACGUUCAACUCCUUGGACUUAAAGAAGGUAAUGUGUCAUGCACAUCCACAAGAUAAUUGGAAACUGAUGAAUAAGACUUAAUAAUGACCCAUAAUUGUAGAAUCCUUUCUGUUGAGCUUCUUCUGCAGUUAUCCAACUUCUGUUUUUCUGCUGUUCUGGAUUACAACACUAGGGGGUUCCCAAGAUCACAGAUUAUACCAUAGGAUGUUAUUGGUGGCCAAGAAUAGGUUGAAUGAUUUCAGACACUUCCAGGUUUCAAUCAAAGUUACAGGAAGCAAUUCAAUUUCCUGGGAAUUAUAGUCUUUUGAAAAUAAGAAUUCUGCCUUUGAAAAUAUGUUCUCGUAUUUAUUUGCAAGAAGUGAGGUUGUAUUUUCGAGAGAGAAUAAAAGACUUCUAUAUUUUUUUAACACUUUUUUUUUUUUUCUCUCUUCAGGAUUCCAGACCAUACGCGUUGGUAGUGUGGGAACUCCUGGUGGCACAGUCACACUGACCUGCGCCUACAGAACCAACCUAGCGUUUAUUUCAACCAGGUAACCAUGCCAGAAACACUGGAAGCAAGUGGGGGCUCUAAGGGAAGUUGGCCACUCUUUACCAUGAGAAACUCACACACUGGCCAUUGGACACUUCAGAUUAUACCAGCCAAGCGCUGAUGGAAAAAACCACUGACCCACUGGCAUUCACAUACCCCGGCCUUUACUGUUAUUCAGCAAGCUGCUUUAUACUUCACCGCUGCUCAUGUUUCUCCACUUCUUGGAGGACAUUUCAACUUAGGAAACUGGAAUGGGCUGGGUAUAUAUAAGAGAGUGAGGCGUGCUGGUAAAUAAUGCCAAUGUGUUUGUUGCAUUGCAGACAGUUUGAGAGGACCCAACCCAUCAUGGGGAUUAUAAUUGAUCACUUUGUUGACCGACCAUUCCCCAGCACCUCACACAUGCAUCCCUGCAACUACAGGUGAGGAUGUAGAUAGCACGAAAUAAAAUCAGUACCCCUCUCAGUGGUUCUUAAAAUUGGGGUAGGCCACCCAUAACGUUUCAUCUGUAGAUAAACUGCACCCUUUCUCAUAAGCAGAAAGCCAAUAUCAGGCUAACAAAACUCAUGUUCCACACUCUUUCUUCAGACUGAGUUGACAGAGAGCCUACAAACCUCCACUCCCAUUGCCCUCACCCAUCCUAUGUUAUUAUUAUUAUUAUAGCUUGCAAAAACCGAAGAGAUUGAUGUCAGAUCCAAAGUAUUGCUAGUUCUAGCAUGUUCAUAAACUUGCAGGGACUUGGUGUGAAGGACAGUUGUGUCACUAGGUGAAAUCGUACCCUGUUGCAUGGAUUUGGAUUACUGCUCAUAGUUUUGGCUCAUUCAUUACAUCAACUGUAUUGACCAUAUUGCCUCUCCCCUCCUGCCUUUCACAUUCAGCAUAAUCUUUCUUACUAACACCCAUGGGUUUUAUAUAAAUAUUCCCAAACAGGGCACCUGACGACCAAGGGAAUGCUUAUCCUGCAGGGGAGGAAUCGCAAGACGUUGCCACAUCUUUCUCUACUUCCCCACCCUCUCAGGUGAGACUCUGCAAAUUGUCGUUUUUAUAACCACUUCUAGUAGUGUAAUAUCCUAUCAAACAAUACACAUGCUUUCCCACAACUUGUUGCUACACUUGAGAAUCUUAGUUUGACCAUAAUUCUUCCUAAGGACAUUUAUUAGUUAUCUGGCUAGAUGGGCAGAUUCUGAAGGGGAUUAGGCAGUCAUGUGGGUGAAUUCUCUUGAUGAAUGGGCAGAUUCUCAAAUGUUAUAUCCUACACUGAUUUCAUAGUGAUUGAGGUACUUUCUACUUGUAUUGCAUUCCGGCCUUAGCAUAGGUCUCUUAGUUUGAUGUGAAGAGGAUCAUAAAACACAUUCUUCAUGAGGAAUGUAUUUUUAUUUUAAUUAAAUGGGGUACCUAAAAUGGAGUGGCCUUUCCCCAAUAUGAACUCAACCAGUUACAUUUUCCUAACAGGUAAGUGUACUCCACAAGCAAAUGUUUGGAAAAAUCAGAGGCUGCGGAGAGAACCUGUCGUGUCCUUAACCAGCCUAUCUUUCCAUUAUAUAAUUAUAUGUAAAGCCAGUGAGAUCUGUUUCUGUGCAGUGAAUCUCCUAUCCUUAAAGGGGCAAUCUAGGCACCAUAACCAUUUGUACUGUAGUGGAGUCACUCGGCACCAUUCUCUGGUAAGUAAUAAAACCAUUUUGACAAAUAUCUGGCUUCCCUAGAUGCACCUGUGUCAUAUUUGAAAACUGGGAUGGUGCCAAUGGACUCCCGCUCUAGUAGUUAUGUUGCCUUGACUGCCCCUUUAACAUGGGUAGUAUCCUGCAGUCUCUGAGACACCCUAGAUACUUUCUAGCAAUGUUGCACAAGCAUGUUUGAGCUACAGUCAUGUAAGCUACGUUUCUACAGAACAUAGAAUAUUUACUUAUAUCUGCUCUCUGAUAUAGCAUAGGGAGAAACCAAUUUGCUAAAGAUGGUACAAAGCUGGUUGUAUAAGAGUUACCAGGAUGUAGCUUUGCUUUGGUGGAACUACAUCUCACUGAGCUGACAGUCCCUUUUACAGUGAAUAAAAAGAUAGCCUGCUGCUCAUUUAAUGUGAAUCUUCACUUCUGCAUUAACACUUCCAACUUUGGAUUGCAAUGGUAAGCUGGGUAUCUAUCAUCCCCAUCCAUGUUGAAUUAAAUUACCCUUGAAAAUGCAGAAGUGUAAUGUUUGCAUUAUCAAAACUGCUGAAGAGGAUGUAGACACUAAACUAGUCUGUGUGACAUUUUGGGACUCAUACAAUGUUCUUCAUUCCUCAUCUAUAAAUUCUUUCUCUCCUCUCUCUGGCUUGUUGUAUGUCCCUAUAUGUAGUAUGUGUUCACUGUCAGUAAGGCACAGGGUCAAACCGCUAUUCCUGUGGUGACCAACUCUCCCAGGGUCCUGACAAUGGGACUGGCCUUAUCACACCAAGUGAGUCUGUAGCAAAUAAUGCGUACAGUGUGUGAGCAACUGUUUGUGUAUUCUGUGCAGCUCAAACUAGAGGUACAGCCUGCUCAGUGUGUUAAUAUUGUUAGGGCUCAUACUAGUGCACCAAGACAGUAAAUCAUCUUGGAGAGUGUCAUAUCAUAUUCUCACCAUGACACAUUAAAGUUGGCAUGUCACCUUAAAAACAAACCAAAAACUUUGUCUAUAAAUUGUGCUAAAAUAUUUUAACUAGGUGAACAGUGUUUAAUAUAUUUUUGUAAAUCCAUUUGCUGCCAUGCACACCUAAUUCUUGUGGCGUCUGGGGAAUUAUUUAAUUCCACACUAAAUUCCACUAAACUUGUCUGUAUCCUGUGCUUAGAACUUAAGGAACCUCUCCAUGAUUUAACACCCAUUUUUAAUGCAUUCUGGAAAUCCCUGGUCUUUGAUUAUCUUUGUCCAGGAAAUGAAAGGGCUUAAAUUCUGGUCAUAGACAUACCUAGGUUGUUUGGCAUCCAGGGCAGAAUUGUGUGUUGUCAACCACCCUAAUUUGUGAGAAAAAGAAAAAUGUUUUCGCUGCCUCCUCCUUUGUUUCUCUCCAAUCCCCUUACCCCAUUGUGCAUGACCCAUUUACCUCUUGAUUAUCUCCUAAACCCCCUUUACCUCUUGUGUGUCUCUUAACUGCACCAUUUACCUCUUCGUGCAUCACUUAACUCCCUUUACCCCCUUGUGUGUCUCUUUGUGCCUCCCACCCGUACUGCACAUAGCAGCACUGUAUAGUGGGACCGCAGUAACUCUACCAUAUGUGACAUUUGUAAGCUACUGAUUCUGUUCCUCCCAUAUUUUCCUUUGAGAAACUUAUACAUUUCCCAUGAACCACUAUUCUUUGGACCAUUGUCACUUAUGAUAGUGGCUGUAAUGCAGUUAUUUGAGGAACUGCAUGUGACAUUGUGGAUUUGCUCAUGUGGAGCAUCCCUAAAUCGUAGUCAAUAUUGGGUGAAUUCCUAAUGGUAUCCGUUAAGUCUUACUAAGCGUAGUCUACUAGGACACAAACUUACUCACAGAUCACUUCUUCCAUUUUGAGGACAGAUCAUGGGUGCCUGGCCAAGCGGCAUCCUUCACAAGUUCCUACUUUAAUCUCCACCCUCAUAUCUAGGUGUGUCCACAGAACUAUCUUCUCAUCCAUGCUGUGUGGCAGAAGAGCCAUAGAAUUUGAAUACAAUUAUCCUAACUCUGGUAGGCUACUAGUCUUUGGGGGAUACCUAAAUGCUAUGAUCGGAAACUUCCCUAUGCUGUCCUGUACCAUUAGUGAAUAUUUGUAACUCCUACAGUUUUAGGAUUAUGUCUAUGUUUCUUACCAAAUUCCCUUGAAAAGAGACAAAGACAUAGGAUUGCAGGAGUGUUUUGCAAAGAACAUUAAAGUAACAAAUACCUGUAUUCCUAAUGCUACAGCCCUGGUGCCCCUAAUCAAUUAGGUGUUUGUCGUUGUCCCCCAUCCCAGAGGGCUUCAAGCCACGCCUCCAAGUUCUCUUAUUAGUGAACUAAAGUGUUUUGGGAGGUAUGUGUGGAGGGGCAGGACUGUAGGCACUAUCACAAGGAAGUUGUUAAAGUGCCUACAGUGUCCCUUUAAACUUUUUUUUUUGCUGUUUGAUGCAUUCCUGCACUGCCUAGAGAGUCCCUUAGAUAUUUUGCCACAGAUGCCUGACAAACAAUAGAUGACUUGCCAGUUAGUUGAAGUGCAUAUUCAAACAAUCUUUUGCUCAACCAGAUAAAUUCAACACUUUUGUAUGAAUUUAAUUAAUACCUUUUUCUGUAGGUGACCUGUCGACUUUAAACUUUGAGUGGUCAUAUCCUGUGUAGGGUAGUGGUAGUUUCUCAAAAGUUCCUCAUCCAUUCACAUGUGUUCAUUUGCUAAAACCUACAAGGCAUGAACUACGGUAGUUAGCGCUGCAUAACAUUGCAUCUCUGCUACAUACCUUUCUCUGUCUUAUUUUAGCUUUUUUUGUUUUCUUUUCGUCUCCUUUUUUUUCUUUUUUGCUUUGUAGCUGUGCAGCUCUCGUCUGUCCUAUCAGCCAGCUGGAGCAGGAUCUUCGGAACUGGGUUACCCAGUAGGCUUAGCUGCUGGAGUGAGUGCCACCCAUACCCAGCAGGUACUCCUGGGAAGGUGGACAAAACACGCAUAGUGUACACACAGUGAACAGGAUGAGCGUAUACCUUGACAGCCCAUCGGCGUGCCUGUUUAUUAAAUGCAUGCAAGUUUAAAGACUUGGUAAACGUCAAACCAGUCUUUCCUCUUGGAAUAUUUUGGGCGAACACUGUACUCUUCAUGUUACUUUUGUUUUCCUCUUUGUUUGUUUUUUUUGUUUUGUUUUUUUCUCUGUCAUCUUUAAAAAUAAGCAGAUCCUGAAUCUGGUUUGCUGUUUGACAAUUUGUCAUACAUUUUGGCUCCAUCAAAUAACUGAAAUGGAGCAAGAUCGUGCAUCUCCAUGUGUAGGAAAGCUAAAAUUUCACUAAAGCACCGUGUCAUCUGCAUGCCUUCUAGACCCUUAAUAAAACAGAAAAUUUCACAGUGAAAGCUAAUAACCGACACUUCUUGGGAUCUGAUUCUCUUUGUAGAUGAUGAAUACAGCAAAAGAAGGUGGAUUGCCCAACAUGAACGCUCAGCCGGCACAGGGUAAUCAGGGAGACAAUGAUAGACCAGUUCCCACGCCUCCCUCUAAUGGCACAUCCAGCAGGUACAGCCCACAUCUGUACAGUGUAAAGUGAUAUGUUCCCGCGGUGAAAGCAAUGCUGAUUAUGUCCUCUCUGCCACAGUGAUGAAUUAGAAUUACCUGCGGGCAAAGGUGCACCUGGCAAAAACACCUCCCCUAAUAAACAUGCGCGCAUCCUGUUCUCCAGGAAAGUUGGAGCAUUUGUGGACAAACCCUCUCCUCAGGUUGGUGGCAAGAUCAAGAUGUACAGUACAACAAGCACUGAAAUAUAUGGUCCCUUUAUUUCCAUUUAUUCCUCCAUCUUUCUUUACAUCCAUGCCUUGAGCUAUCUGUCAGGCCAUUACUUGCUCUGUUUUUAAAUGUUUGUGGCUUUUGGUAGCUGGAUUCAUUUAUUUCGUCAAUCUCUGUAUUUCCAUCUAACGCUGCAUCAGUAGACCUUGCUAUAUUUUGGCAAAAUGACUAUGACACACUCUGUUCUGCUUUCAGAUCACCUAUGAAAGCUUGGAUAUACCUUUUGCCGCCUUUGCUCCCAGAAGUGACUAUGAUUCGGACAAUGAUCCCAUGGUACUGCCUCCCACUUAAUCAUAAAUAUAUCAGGCCUCCUGCUCAACAUUUAAUCAUUUUUUUUUGUGUCCCCUAGAACCACCAUUUUUACACAAAGCUUAGUGGGAGUUAAUUUAUACUUCAGCAUUUUUCAUUUCUAAAAGAUGCCAAGCAAGCGCUGCAGUAAGAUCUGAUCCAAAUUUACUCACAUGUCCGUUGGUCUCUUUUUAUUUUUUAAUUCUAGGUAGUUUGUCCAGAGACACCAGAAGAGGAUUCUCCUAAAACUAGAAGUUUGCAAAGUUCCACCGCUAGCAGUGAAGCUGCUCAAGAUGAUUUUGUGAUUGUCGAUUGGGUAGGUGGUCCUAUUCUUUCAAACUAGACCACUUAUAGAACCUUCUUUUCUAUUACUAUUAUCUUCUGGUUGUCUAGUGUCUCAUCAGUUAAUCGUAAUGGAUAGACUUGUGCACAAAUCUCUCUGAACUGCGCCAAACGAAUCAAAUGCCUGUCAGUCUAUAGUCAAAUGAAUCAAUUAAUUUGGGUUUGCUUAGCGAAUUAAUUCAGGUAAAAGGGAUUUGUUUACAAGCCUAUUAAUGAAUGAAGUGGUUUUUCUUUUUGACUUUUAUUGCUUUUCAGAGACCGGCCUUCACCAAAGAUGAUAUUGGAAUGGACGUUGGCACUUUCUUCCGGGAAUUUCAGAACCCACCACAGCUCAGUAGCUUGUCUGUAGAUGGCGGUGCACGGUCAAUGGCAGAAGAUCUGGUGAGGACUCUAGUGGCAGUGCUGUUGUAGGCCUUAAACUUUAAUAUUACAUAUCCCAUAAACUAAAAUAUUUUUUUCUUUUUUAAGCUUUAUGCAAGUUGUAAUUCAACAGUCCUAAAUGAUUUGACUUCCUCCAUUUCAGGACAAAUAGAUCUGAGGAACAUCAGUAGUUAAGCAGAUCAAACAGAAUAUAAGAGAACCUAGAAUGGGUAAAAAACAGAACCUGUGCCUGUUGCAUAUCAGACUGAUUGCUCCUGCAUGGACAGUCCAUAUCUGAAAUGCGGGCAAGCUCCUUGGCUGGGGUUGCUGUGUAUCUGUAAAGACUGACCUGACCCAGGUCUAGCACUUAUAAUAUAAGAAUAUAAGUUAGAAUUUCUGCAUGAAGAGGCAGAAUUAACGUAAACAGGCCGAGGUCAAGGAUAACAGAGAGCAAGAAUAAUCAGGCAAGCCAAGUAUACACUCUUGGGUAAACAGAAACCACGACAGGACAAGCAAACAAGGGCAAUCAGGAAGUGUACAUAGGGCCAUGAAGUCACAAGUGUGUACACAUCAUCAAAAAGGACCACAUAGACUGGCAUUAUAAAAGGAGACCAAAGGGAGAGUUCCAUGUCAUAUAUGAUGUCAUAAUGAGGCACUAGGAAGAGACACACACACAGAAGAGACAUCGCUUCCGUGAUCACAUGGCGCCACGAGGGAUAAGUAUUGUGAUAUUCUCUCAUGCAAUGGGAUACUGGCCUUUCAGGUCUGAAAUGGGCCUAGGUUCAUGGAAGCAGCCUCCUUCACUCUCUGACAUAACUACUUCCUACUUCUUUCCAUUAAGUUCUACAGCCUUAGAGGGAGAAGGAGUGAGAAAAAGGGUGUUAGUGGACUACACAGGCUUUGCCGCAAAUAAAACUGAACUCCACUCUGCUGAGGUCAAGUAGAUAUAUCCCAACUCAAGUUGUAGGUAGUUUUAAAGAAAGCAGAUAGUAAAGUUAAUAUCGUAAUAGCUGAUAUGUCCACUGUACAUGGUAAAUCCAGCCCCCCUAAACUAAAGCACUAUUUUGUAGUGUUAUGUGUGGACUGACUGACUUCAGGGGGAAACAUUGUUCUUUAAUAGGUCGCUGGCAAGGUCUGGAACAGUAAUACACCAACUGUUGAUGGACUUCCUUUGUCAGAACUGGAAAACGUAUUUUAAGGUGUGACUAUCCAUCAAAUAUUGUGGAUAUCAAAUGCAAAUGAUGUGAAUGGUGACCUGUUGUGUUGUUGUGUUUUUCCUCUUCUUCUUCUUCAUCUAUACAUUCUUCUUUUUUUCCCCUCAGCAGUCCAUACCAGAGAAAUUAGCCGUGCAUGAAAAAAACAUGAAGGAGUUUGAUGCGUUUGUUGACUCUUUGCAGUAAGACAAGAGACCCUCAGCCAGGAAUCUGUUUUUUUUGUCACGUCCACAAGUAACUUUAUUUGCCCCUUUCGAUCCACACACUCAGGUCCACUUUCUCUGCCCCUGCUUUCCUGUCUUUAAGGGGCCAUUGACCUGUUUCAGAAAGACACUCAUGUUUGAUACCUACUAACAUUCUAUAAGAUGCUACACUGAACAUUAAGUACAAAUAGAUAAAUGCAGGUUUUGGAUAACCACCUCCAAAGACUCUCUCAACUCAAACUGUUGAAACUGAUCAGUGUUAGCUCACACGAAUUCCAGACUAGUGUAGGCCUGAGAAAAGCCAUGUAUUUAACACUACAAUGGGGACAUUUUGCCACCUUCCGAAAAACAAGCACACUCAAUUUGUGUAUUGCCUGUUUCAUCAGCUACCAGUUGUCUUAAACACUGUGCAUUUUUCAGAGAGGUCUUUAAAGAAGACAGUCACAGUGUUCACCCAAAGUCUCCAAGGCUAGACAAUUUCCAGGUGAGCAUGGCUCUUGAAAUGUUUCUGCUGGCCCUUAACAUUUUUGGAGCACUGGGAUAUAAAAUGGACUUCUAUGGCAUUGCUGGCUCCUGAGACUGUCUAACCCUUAAAUUAUUUACACUUUUUGUUCAGCCCUGACUGUCUCGCUAAACCACAAAAUGAGUGACUGCGCACCUUACAUCUCCGACCGCCCUAAUGCUCUUGCUACUUCAAGCUUCAUUUGGGAAAUAGCAGCCCACUGCUUCCUGUAUUUUCUCUUCUACGUUCCCAUCUCAGGUAACCCCAAGCAAUGUCUUUUUACGUAAUUCUCUAUCCAAUGCGCAGUUUCCUGGACAGUGAUCGUUGUAUUCUGCUUGCCUGGAUACUUCAGGGUAUUGUAGACACCCAGGCAGGAGGGUUAGUACUGAUCUUCUGCCUCAACAACAUAUGUCUUUUUGGCCAAUGCCAUCCACCAACACCUGCUUUAUUGACUGGACACCUAGCAUCCUCCAAAUGCUGGAUAAUGGAUAAUAAAGUCUUUAUAAUAAAUUUCAUUUGUAAAAUACAACACUAAAGGUUAAGACUUUCUCCUUAACCUCCUCAACUACUCUGUCAGGCUGUUCACAUUUAGAGCUAGGCAUCUUUUGCCUUUCCAUCUGUUGAAUUGUAACUGCCAUGAUCCACCAGGUUUGCUGCAGGCCUCUGAAACAGUAGGUUUUAUAACAGCUUGCUAGCCCCAGGUUGCCUAGCUCUCGGAUAUAUAUUAGGAGGAUGUCUCUAUAUUAUUGUUAGGGUAAGCCUGCACGGCUAGUGUUAGUUUACUUUGUUGGUUUAUGAUUUAAAUCACACAUAAUAUGUUAAUUUUUAGCAAGAAUCAGUGGAGGGUUUAACGCUGCUACCUUCCCUGUGUGUUACCAUUUGCACUCGGAAGGAGAAUACAGUCACUGUUAAUCUAAGAGAUGUAUGUCAGAUGUAUUAUAAAAUUAAAUAUAUGUAUUUCCAAGAUGUGAAUGUUUUGGGUUUUGUUUUUUAAACAUGGUGACAGGACAACAGUGCUCUUGACUGGCUUAUAAACGGCCUUGACUUUAGCUCAAUUGAAUUCUUUUGAAUGGAUUAGAACACGGACUACAAACCAG
Pelobates cultripes (western spadefoot toad) is the source of this 25497-nucleotide messenger RNA. Lineage: Eukaryota; Metazoa; Chordata; Amphibia; Anura; Pelobatidae. The record is from the annotation of a GenBank genome assembly.